This is a messenger RNA of Saccostrea echinata, 1179 nucleotides long. RefSeq lists its product as uncharacterized. The coding region runs from base 32 to 970 and encodes 312 amino acids. Gene Ontology annotation, molecular function: protein binding. Lineage: Eukaryota; Metazoa; Mollusca; Bivalvia; Ostreida; Ostreidae. The transcript has 2 exons. The record is from RefSeq and is a predicted model, not a curated record.
AGUUCUUCAUAGAAACAAGUUAACCACAGAGAUGGGAGCUUUAUACUUACCAUGUCUAAUACUUUCCUUGUGCAUGUAUGAAACAUUUGGGCAGGUAUCCUCACUUCAAAACAAGACAUUUGAUAAAAGUGGUUUGAUGCCUAGUCCCGUAUCAGGUAAAGCGUCCAAUGUUUUACGGGACAUUCUGAAUCAGGAGAGUCUUGUACGUUUCUCUAUGGUACAAAGAAUCCAGCGCUUGGUUAUGGAUGCCAUAGACAAUAAAAACGAUAGGGAAGUUAUAAAAACAAAGCUUGGGGAUGUUAUAAAUGAAUUACAGGAUUUGGAGAAAAAAGACCAGAGAAUUGAGGCGGAAAACAUGGAACUUAAUCGAGAAUUGAAGACUUUGGAUGAAAAGUUAAAGCAGAUCAACGAGACUUUACAAAUAAUUAGUGUAAAUAAUAUCGUCGAUCGGCUCGCUGCAACAGAAGACAUGUUUAGUAUUUUAUCCGCCUUUGUUAAUAAAUCUCUUGAAAAAGCUCACGAGGACUUAAAAGAGUCAAUGCUGCAUUGGUCACAGUGGACUGAGUCUCGAUUGACAGAAGUGGUGUUUACAGCGGGGAUUACAACUAAUACACGCUUUCAAAGGGACCAAACAGUUAUAUUCCCGCAUGUAAUAACCAAUAAAGGAAAUGCUUAUAAUCCAGCUAAUGGGGUAUUUACUGCCCCUGUAAACGGAACAUAUGUAUUCUUUUGUUCUAUCAUAUCCGUUGGUUCCGACAACUCAUGGGUUAAAAUCAUUAAAAACGGAGCUUUACAAGUUGUGAUCGGUGCAUAUGGAAGCGCAAAUGAUUAUGACUCAUCAGCAUCUAACAUCGUCAAUCUUCAGUUAAUCAAAGGUGACAGAGUUUGGGUAGCUGGAUAUUCAGCAGCAUUUCGGCUCUACUCAGAAAGUGGUAAUCCAGUCGCAACCUUCUCUGGUUUUCUUCUGUAAACUCUGAAAUGACACUUAAUAAUUCUUAAAUGUGUGUUGUUAGAAAAGGAAGAAAUUAAGUUUAUGUCUCAGAUUAAAAUUCAUCAAUUCGUACAAUUCAUAUCCCAUCCUUCACGAUGAGAUACGUUAAGACGUGCAUAAUUAGAUGCAUUUCUACAGAUUUAGGAAAACAAUUAUGACGUCACGUUAAAUAAAUACAACUAAAUCUU